Molecule: messenger RNA, 1383 nt
Organism: Williopsis jadinii
Lineage: Eukaryota; Fungi; Ascomycota; Saccharomycetes; Phaffomycetales; Wickerhamomycetaceae
Gene: NMT1
Product: glycylpeptide N-tetradecanoyltransferase NMT1
Exons: 1
Coding region: 41-1369 (442 amino acids)
Biological process (GO): N-terminal peptidyl-glycine N-myristoylation
Cellular component (GO): cytoplasm
Molecular function (GO): glycylpeptide N-tetradecanoyltransferase activity
Source: RefSeq, a predicted model, not a curated record
CACACGGUGAGCAUCGCCUCUUCUCAUAGCAAAAGGAAGCAUGUCAAAGAAGUCGAUUCAAGAGCUGCUUGAGAAGCUUGCUCAGGGUGUCCAGCUCGAUGAGCAGCAGCAGAAGACCAUGGACGAUUACAAGUUCUGGAAGACGCAGCCGGUUCCGAACUUUGACGAGAAGAUUGACGAGGAAGGUGUUAUUGAGCAAAAGAGCGUUGAUCAGAUCUCUAAGGAGCCCUUGCCCCUUAGACCUGAGUUUGAGUGGGCUGAUUUGGACCUGAACAAGGAUGAGGACCGUGCUGAAGUGUACAAGCUGCUGUACGAGAACUACGUUGAAGAUGUUGACUCUUCCUUUAGAUUCAAGUACUCCACUGACUUCCUCGAUUGGGCUCUGAAGCCACCUGGGUAUAAGAAGGAAUGGCACGUUGGUGUCAGAGUUAAAGACAGCGGACGUCUUGUUGGCUUCAUCGCAGGAACACCUGCUGACCUCCGUGUGAGGGCUAACAGCGUGCACGCUGUUGAGAUCAACUUCAUCUGUGUGCAUAAGAAGUUGAGAUCAAAGAGAUUGGCGCCAAUCUUGAUCAAAGAGGUCACUAGACGUGUUAACCUCACGGGCAUCUUCCAGGCUCUCUACACAGCAGGAGUUGUGCUGCCAAGCCCUGUCUCAGUGUGCCGUUAUUCUCAUAGACCUCUCAAUUGGAGCAAACUCCAUGACGUUGGGUUCAGUUACCUACCACCUGACGUUACGAAGACCCAGAUGAUUGCCAAAUACACAUUGAGAAACGAAGGGAAAGUGAAGAACUUGAGAAGGGUGAAAUUGGAGGAUUUCGACCAAGUUUCGAAACUGUUCCUCAAAUAUCAGGACCGUUACGAUUUGGUUCAAGAUUUCACACCGGAUGAGAUCAAGCAUUGGCUGUUUGGUAAUUUGGAGAUUGAAGAUUCCAAGAAAGUGGUCCACACGUUUGUCGUUGAAGACGAAGAGGGUAAAAUCACCGAUUUCUUCAGUUUCUAUCUCCUACCAUUCACCGUGUUGAACAAUGCCCAGCACGACGAGGUUGGUAUCGCAUACCUCUUUUACUAUGCAUCUGACGUUGCCUUUGAAGCAAACGCAGAUUCCAACGGGGCCUUAAAGAAGAGGCUCACGGAUCUGAUCAACGAUGCAUUGAUCAUUGCAAAGAGACUCAACGUUGAUGUCUUCAACGCAUUGACAUGCCAGGACAAUAACCUAUUCAUCCAAGACUUGAAAUUCGGUGCAGGUGAUGGUCUGUUGAACUACUAUCUGUUCAACUAUAGGGCCAAGUUCAUCUCGGGAGGGUUGGACGAUGAGAAGAAGAUUGAUCCAAACAAUCUGAGUAAGAUUGGUGUAGUUAUGCUCUAAUAUAUGUUUCAGUU